CUUAUUACUUAUGAGUCUCUGAUCAGUAUACAACCACGGUGCGGUGAUUAAAAAAUAUAGUGUUUAGUAGAUUUUACUUAAUAUUAAAAAAAUGGUGGAAAGCACUAACACUAACACAACAACCGAAACAAAGUAUUACACCCUCGAAGAAAUUGCUAAAAAUAAUGGUGUACAAACUGAUAAAUUGUGGAUCAUCAUUAAGGAUCAAGUUUACGAUGUCACACAGUAUUUAGAAGAACAUCCUGGCGGAGCGGACCUUAUAAAGGAAUGGGCAGGAAAAGACGCAACGAAGGAAUUUGACAAUUUUGGACAUUCCUCGGAUGCUAAAAAGGAAUUAAAAAGGUUUAAAAUUGGUGAGCUUGUCGAGGAGCACCGCAAGCACAAAACGAAGAAAACGGACAAAAAUAAUCAAAUCUCCAAACAAACAGUCCCUAAAAUUAUAGAAGCUGGGGAUAAUUUUGUUAAAAGGAGUUGUUUAUCUAUUAUAACUUGUGGAAUCUGCUCAUAAUUACAUAUAUCAGUUUCUAAUAUUUUUGAAACAUAUGAAAUUGAAAUAUACUGUAAAUAUUGUAUAUAAUCAAUCCUAUAGUUAGGUGAUUGUGUGUAUGUAA
Phyllotreta striolata is the source of this 611-nucleotide messenger RNA. The record is from the annotation of a GenBank genome assembly. Lineage: Eukaryota; Metazoa; Arthropoda; Insecta; Coleoptera; Chrysomelidae.